AAUAUGGCGUGUCGAUCGUAGCACUUUCCUAAUCGCACAAUUGUCUGAACAGAAAGUUAACUACAACACCGUUGAUGUUAUCGCUUCAAAAAGCUUAGAGAAGGUAGAUAAUAGGUAGAUGAUACUUAAAAUGAAACUAUUUUUGAACCUCGGGUUGAUUUCGUCUAAACGGCUGCCGUACUUGCGCACCAAUCUCUUCAGUCACUCGCACUGCUGGAGAAAAAUGGCGACUGAAGUGGAAAAGGCGCAGGCUGCAGCUCCUGGAGGUGAUACGAUUUUCGGGAAAAUACUGCGCAAAGAGAUACCUUGUAAUUUCAUUUACGAGGAUGAUAAGUGCGUCGCAUUUCAAGACGUCAACCCUCAAGCACCUGUGCAUUUUUUGGUGAUUCCACGGAAACCAAUUCAACAACUGUCAAAAGCAGAGGACGAAGACGAAGGUGUCCUGGGACAUUUAAUGCUAGUCGCGCGUAAAGUGGCGAAGCAGCAAGGCCUUGAUAAUGGUUUUCGUUUAGUCGUAAACGACGGAAAAGACGGUGCACAGUCUGUAUUCCAUUUACACCUUCAUGUUCUCGGUGGUCGUCAAUUGCAGUGGCCCCCUGGUUAAGAAAUUUUACCGUGAUCGGUAAAAAUUUUCCAAUAUUUAUAAUCUGUUUUAUAAAGGGUAUGUUCGGACAGUAAUAAAGCAUUGAAAAAG
Hylaeus volcanicus is the source of this 694-nucleotide messenger RNA. RefSeq names its product adenosine 5'-monophosphoramidase HINT1 (gene HINT1). Lineage: Eukaryota; Metazoa; Arthropoda; Insecta; Hymenoptera; Colletidae. Gene Ontology annotation, cellular component: nucleus; cytoplasm. Gene Ontology annotation, molecular function: hydrolase activity. Gene Ontology annotation, biological process: purine ribonucleotide catabolic process. The record is from RefSeq and is a predicted model, not a curated record. The transcript has 2 exons. The coding region runs from base 119 to 604 and encodes 161 amino acids.